This is a messenger RNA of Dendroctonus ponderosae (mountain pine beetle), 2518 nucleotides long. RefSeq names its product relaxin receptor 2. Lineage: Eukaryota; Metazoa; Arthropoda; Insecta; Coleoptera; Curculionidae. The transcript has 18 exons. Gene Ontology annotation, cellular component: membrane. Gene Ontology annotation, molecular function: protein binding; G protein-coupled receptor activity. The coding region runs from base 49 to 2238 and encodes 729 amino acids. The record is from RefSeq and is a predicted model, not a curated record. Gene Ontology annotation, biological process: G protein-coupled receptor signaling pathway.
GCUGGAAAAUUUCAGUUGUGAAACAGUGUUCAAAUCCGUUCCUCGCAAAUGUCCAAUUGGCGGGACUUUUUGCUCAAUGGGUGCAUCAUUGCUGCUGUUGUUUUAAUAUCAAUUCUAGUUUAUUUUUACAGCAAAGGUGAUUGCCCCAUCGGCACAAUGUCAUGUAGUUCUGGAGGACUUUGUGUCCCACAUGGCAAGAUUUGCAAUGAACACAAUGAUUGUCCUGACGGCGAAGAUGAAAACCCUGUGCUAUGCUCGGAUCUAACUGGAAGCACUAAUCUUUUAGAUGAAAUUUUAAAUCGUAGUUUAAUAGAAAAUGCCGCGAUCACUUACAAAGAAUGUGAUAUUAAAAACCAUCCACUAGUUUGUCGAUGCGCCUAUAAAUCCAAAGUUUAUUGUAAUCACGCUCAGUUUAAAGAUAUUCCUCAGGAUAUAUCCAAAGGAGUAACAUACUUAGGUCUUCAAAAUAAUAGUAUUAGAACACUGAAAAAAGAUUCGUUGAAUGUGUAUAAUCUAACAUUAUUACAAUUGGAAAACAACGAAUUACAUUGCAUAGAACCAGGAGCUUUCGAACAGCAAAAUUAUCUCAAGAAGCUUUUUUUAAUGAACAAUGAAUUAUCCGUUCUCAAACCUGGAGUCUUCACUGGACUGACUAGCUUAGAAUGGCUACACAUGGACAACAACAAAUUGAAGACAAUUUAUUUCAGUAAUUUCGAGAUACUCAUAGAGUUGAAAUGGCUGAACAUGUCGCAUAAUGAAUUAACAUUUGACGACCAGGAGUCCUUUCCAUUUUUGCCGAAAUUACUGGAGCUCUAUUUAAAUAAUAACAAACUAAGGUUUAUAGCCAAUGACACAUUCAGCAACCUAACCGGUCUCGACUUAUUAAAUUUGAGAUCCAACUCCAUAAGGGCUGUGGAUAUUGGGGCAUUUGCUAAUUUAAAGCAACUAAAAGAAUUGGACUUGAGUAAUAAUUUUCUGCGAUCUUUACACCAUUGUUUAUUCAUCUCUCAAGGCGCCCUAGGCAAACUGUCAAUUGGAAAUAAUCCAAUCUCGGUCCUACACAAAGACCUUUUCAUCAACCUGCAAAAUCUUCUGUCAUUACAUUUGGAAGAGAUCGACAUUACAAACAUCCAUACAGAUAUAUUUGCUAGUUUGACCAAUUUGCAAUGGAUAUAUUUUAAAACGUAUAAAUAUUGUACUUAUGUUCCGACAGUGCCUAGAUGCAGACCUCUAUCAGAUGGAAUUUCAUCCAUCAAUCAGCUGCUUUUUAAACCUAUAUUUAGGUAUUCUAAUUGGAUAAUGUGUAUUAUUACUAUCGGCGGUAACAGUCUUGUUUUAUUUGGGCGAUUUUUGUUUCGAGAUGAAAAUAAAAAUCUCAGCGUUGUCAUAAAAAACCUGGCAGUAAGUGAUGGCCUAAUGGGGAUAUACCUGCUUAUAAUUGCUUAUCAUGACCUAAAGUAUCGAGACAAUUACAACGAAAUAGCCAGGAAAUGGAUGUCUUCAUGGAACUGUGUGAUUACUGGAAUAAUUGGAAUGACAUCCCUAGAAGUAUCAGUGAUGAUUCUGGUUUUCUUGUCAGUUGAUCGAUACUUUGUAAUCACGAUGCCAUAUAAGAAAUAUGGUUCAUUAACUCUAAAAGAGACCUGGAGAGUUAUUUUGUGCAUCUGGUGUUUUGGAAUUUGCAUCUCGGUUAUACCAGCAUUAGGACUUCUGUCAAGUACGAAAUUUUACGGAGUAAAUGGUCUUUGUCUUCCGCUUUAUAUUGAUGAACCCUAUUUAAUUGGUUGGGAAUACUCAGCAAUAAUAUUUUUCGGGAUCAAUGCUCCUAGUUUACUAAUAAUAAUUUAUACAUACGGAGGGAUGUUCAUAAAUAUCAAGAACACUAGGAACGCAACAUCAAUGCCCAUGAAUGACUGCCAAUUUGCCAUAAGAUUUUUCUUCAUAGUUUUAGCUAAUAUAGCCUGCUGGGUACCAAUAAUUACCGCUAAAAUGCUUGUGUACCUGAAAGUAGACAUAUCUGGUGAUUUUUAUGCUUGGCUAGUGGUUUUCGUGUUACCAAUAAAUUCUUCCCUGAACCCCAUCCUAUAUACCUUUACCACCCGCAAAUAUAGGAGAAGAAUUCUCAAAGUGCCAAGUUGCUUGAAGAAAUUUACAACUGUUAACAAUCUUACUGAAACACAUUUACCCGGAGCGAUUUUCAAAAUCACUCAAAAAGAUAUUAAAACAGUGAAUAAUUAGAUGGUCAAUAUUUAAAUUUUAGAUUCAACAAUUUAAGCUUAAUUAUAUUAAGAUACACUUUGGAUCAAUUCUUGUGAGAUUAAUUUAAACUACUGUAUUUUUAAAACGAAUUAUUUUUAAUCGUAGCACGAAAUUUAAAAGGUUACAAUAUUUACUACCGUUGUACUUUGAGGCGAGAUUACAAUGAAACAAUCAUUAGUUUAUUCUUAGACUUAAAUAAUAAACUUAAGCUAUGAAAACUUACUACAAUUUUAUUGAAUAUUCUAUAUUUUGCGUUUUU